This is a messenger RNA of Sphaerodactylus townsendi, 2701 nucleotides long. Its product is annotated as chromodomain-helicase-DNA-binding protein 2-like. Gene Ontology annotation, cellular component: chromatin; nucleus. Gene Ontology annotation, molecular function: DNA binding; chromatin binding; ATP-dependent chromatin remodeler activity. Bases 1 to 1080 code for a protein of 359 amino acids. NCBI's taxonomy places the organism in Eukaryota, Metazoa, Chordata, Lepidosauria, Squamata, Sphaerodactylidae. Gene Ontology annotation, biological process: regulation of transcription by RNA polymerase II; nucleosome organization. The record is from RefSeq and is a predicted model, not a curated record. The transcript has 7 exons.
AUGAUGUGGAUUCUGACCCGCAAUUACAAAGCCCUUUCGAAGGGGUCCCGGGGCAGCACUUCUGGUUUCCUGAACAUUGUGAUGGAGCUGAAGAAGUGUUGUAAUCACUGCUACCUCAUCAAGUCGCCCGAGGAAAACGAGCAGGAGAAUAGCCAGGAGAUUCUGUUGUCCUUAAUCCGGAGCAGCGGGAAGCUCAUUCUUUUGGACAAGCUGCUGACCAGACUCCGGGAGAGAGGGAACCGGGUCCUUAUCUUCUCCCAGAUGGUGAGGAUGCUGGACAUCUUGGCGGAGUAUUUGGCCAUCAACCACUACCCUUUCCAGCGCCUCGACGGCUCAAUCAAAGGCGAGAUCCGAAAACAGGCGCUGGACCACUUCAAUGCCGACGGCUCCGAGAGGCAGCUACUGGAAACGAGACUGCCCCAGGGGUGUGGGGAUUUGUCCAGAAUAUGGCUUGCAAAACGGUUGACCCGCACGUUCUCCUCUUCCUCCCUCCCAGACCGGGGCGAGUGGUCGAGGGAUCGCAAAUUCAACUACAGCGGCAACGUCAACCAGAUGUGGGGCGGAGAGCGGCACCACCAGUACGAACAGCACUGGUACAAGGAACACCACUACGCGGACCGGCGGCUGCGCGGAGAGCCUCACCGCAGCUCGGGGAACUACCGGAUGAACAACCUGUCCCGCAAGAGGCCGUACGAGCCGUACAAUAGCGACCGAGACUACCGAGGCCACCGGGAUUAUUACGAGAGACACCACCAUGAUUCCAAGCGAAGGAGAUCCGACGAGUUCCGGACCCCGAAUUACCACCCGCAGGACUUCCGGAGGAUGUCAGACCACCGGCCUCCCAUGGGCUACCACAGCCAGGGUCCUUCUGAUCACUACCGGUCUUUCCACCCAGACAAAUCGGCCGAUUACAAACAGCCAGUGCCUCUGCCUCACUCCCAAGUCUCGGACCCCCGCUCCCCUCCAUCGCAGAAGUCCCCCCACGACGCCAAGUCCCCCCUGGAUCAUCGCUCCCCCUUGGAGAGGUCGUUAGAACAAAAGAACAAUCCAGAUUAUAACUGGAGCACCCGGAAGACAUAGAGGGCGACAGGAGGAGAGGAGAGGGAGGGAGGGAGAAGCGCUCUUGACCCGAGGUAAACAGCAGCUGUUGGUUUACCAGUCCUGGACUCGGAGAUCCCGAUCAGGCAGCCGUUGGUUUGGGCUUUGUGUCUGAAGGAGGAUCGUAGGAGCCGGACAUAGUUCAGGGCAUGUGGAUUUCUGUCCUGAUCCGGAACAUGGGGGCGUUGCUUUCCUCGCACCGUUGAGGAAAGGCCAGGCCUGUUGGGUGGUUUCCAAUCCAUUUUCAUUCGGGCGCCCGGAGGGCCGAAUCGGACGGACUGCCGCGGACUCCAGGGAGUUUGCCGUCGUUCUCCGGGUCCUCUGGCAACUUUGGAGUUCGGGUUCAGGGUGCUGUCGGAGGGAACGUGGCCUUGUAGCCCCAGUAGCUCAACGUGUGAAAUGGGGCCUGGGGAAGGGGUGGAAUUCAGGUGGAAGGACUGACUCGUAAGCUGGGCGAAACGGCCUUUCAGUUACAAACCAUAAUCUUCUGUGGGCGUCAUAAAUGAGGGCCUCCCCUUGAGCCCGUGAUUCCAAACAAACCAACAACAACAACCUGGAAGACACGUGAAUGCCUUGCCCUGAGGACUUCUUGUUUCCCUUCCAGACUCGCCAUUUCUCACUCCGUUUUCAUUUCAAGGUGCUGCAUACACAGCAGGAGAAAGCGUAAAUGGAGUAUUUUUUUUUUGAAGGAGGUCCCCUGAACAUGGGGAAGAAGGGUCCCUACAUAUGCUAGAGAGGAAUCCCCGCUGGUGGGUUAAAUUACUCCUUCCCACGAGGGGGAGAGGAAGGGUUGGACACUUGGAGCAUGGCUUUGUGGGAAAGUUUCAGCGUCCCCCAGUGGUGGUUCAGCGUUCCCCAAGCCUUCGCUUCUCCCUUUCCCCCAUUUUCGCUCUUUACAAUAGCUAUAAGGCUGACUCGGAGGUGUGACACAGAUUUUCUCAACAGCAGAGAAAGCAUGGGUUGGUAGCCCAAACCGGACUUUUCAGAUCUCCAGGAGUGUUUCAAGAUUGCUGCCGGAGUGCUUCCUGUGAGAGCACAGGCGCCCUCUAGAGGGAGUGGAAGUGCACAGCGUAGAGAAGGAGUUGCCUGGCUCAGAAGGGGCCGGCUCCGCCAUUUAGGUACAAGCUCAUACCAGUCAACAGUCAAGGGGGAAGGUAAACAUCGUGAGCAUCAGCUUAGCAGGAUCUUCAUUGGCGCUUGUGCAUUUGCGGGCCGCCUCCCAAACCUACACACAGUGUCAGGUUUUUGUGUUAGCUCAUCCUGUCGACUUGCAAGGAGAAGGAAAGCGAGAAACCCUCCCUGACGAACUCAGCUAUGUAUUAAGGCCAAACAUGAUGUAUUAAGGUCCCAAGCAUCAAUGCAAGAUGGGCAUGCCUCAGACGUGUUUUGGAGCCGGCCUGGUACUCCAUCUGCAAGCGCCAGCUCGAGAUUUCCUAUUAGACACACAGGAAGCACCUCCCACCUUAAAAAAAACCCCAUCUUGAAAUAAACCCUGCAAACCGUGUUUUUACUUUCUGGGUGGCCCCCAAGUUUUAACACCCGGCAUCUCUGCUGCCAGGUGACUUCCAAAAGUGUUGCGUGCAGGGGUGAACUCUUGAGUGUU